Molecule: messenger RNA, 1694 nt
Organism: Exserohilum turcica Et28A
Lineage: Eukaryota; Fungi; Ascomycota; Dothideomycetes; Pleosporales; Pleosporaceae
Exons: 1
Coding region: 1-1437 (478 amino acids)
Biological process (GO): mRNA splicing, via spliceosome
Cellular component (GO): spliceosomal complex
Molecular function (GO): nucleic acid binding
Source: RefSeq, a predicted model, not a curated record
AUGGCCGCCCCUAAGUCGGGCGGCUUUAAAAUGUCGCUGGGAGCGUUGAAGGCGAAACCAGGGCUCAAGGCAUCUCCCGCGCAAAAAGACAACAAGAAACCAAAGGCUCUACUCGGCGAUGAUGAACCAGACGAUUCGGUCAAACAGCAAGAAAUCACAGGAUGGGAUGUAGCAGAGGGUGGCGCGGUCGAUGCUGGCGGCAAGAAAGAAAAGGAACAGCUUCGUGUCAUCCCAGUUCUCCCAAAUCGUGACUGGCGCGCAGCAGCACGGCGGAAACACCUUGCGAAAGCACCACACCAACAAGCGCAGAAUGAGACGGUUGACGAGAAGCAGAUGGAAGAGCCCAAAAUGAAGUUUGGGCUCACCGUUGUGCAAAAGGACGAGAUACAGGAAGACGGAGCUGCAGAGGCUGAGGCGCCAGAGCCAAUGGAGGUCGAGCAAGACAACCUCACAGAACAAGAACGGCUGGAGAAGAAGGCCCUGGACGCCUUGAUCACGGGCAAGUCGACGGACAACGACCUCGUAAUACCCGUACAGACCGAGGAGGAGGCACUCCGCAACGAUUUGGACAACGCGCCCGAAGCCCCGACGCUCGAAGCAUACGAAGCAACUCCGAUUGAAGGAUUUGGUGCAGCGCUACUCCGCGGCAUGGGCUGGAAGGAUGGCGAAGCCAUUGGCAAAAACGGGCCUGCUGCGAAACCGAAGGAAAUCAAGAGGCGACCAGCACUGUUGGGCAUCGGGGCAAAGGAGGAAGCAGCUGUAGGCAUUGAGCUUGGGGAAUGGGGCGGCGGUAACGGCAAGGGCAAGGGCAAAAAGGUGGCCCAGAGCUACAAUCCCGUUACGCUACGAAACAAACACACGGGCGAGAUGAUCACAGAGGAGGAGCUCAAGGCCAAGCUCGAGAACCAGCAACUCGUCCAAGAGGAGAAGCCUCUGAAAACAAAGACCAAGUACGAAGACAACAGCGAGGACGAGCGCAGGCGGGAACGGCGGAGAGAAAAGCGCGACGAUCGCGACCGCCGACGCGACCGCGACGACUCCGACUCGUACCACGACCCGGAGCGGAGACGAGACAAGGACCGCCGACGCGAAAAAGACGAUCACUACCACGAUAGCAACAACGGGCGGCGCGACAGCGAGCGCCGACGCGAAAAGCGCAGAGACCGCAGCCGUAGUCCAGACGACGCAAAAGAAAAGCGCAGCCACCGCGAUCGCUACCGUAGCCGCAGUCGGGAUUCCAAGCCGAAAAGCAGCGCCGCCGACCACCGGAGAAACCGCAGCCGCAGUCGCAGCCAUGACUCGGAUGAUCGCCGCAAACGGAGACGAGAAAGGGAUUAUCGCCAUCGUGAUGAUGAUUAUAAUAACGAAGAUGAUGAGCUUCGUGACCGGUAUGAGCGGAAAAACAAGAAACAUAGAGAUGACAAGUAUUACAAGUAAAUGUGUUGAUCUUUUUUUGUACCGAGUCGUUAGUCAUUACGUUACAUACAGAAUGUGUACUGUAUGUUGGAAGAGCAGGAAGAAAAAAAAGAAAAGGUAAAGUAAAUAAACUUUCUUUUUUGUGGCUGUUAUGCAUCGGGGUGUCGGAGUUUGACAAAGUUUGGGGGUCGAUAGUUUGCUGCAUGUGCAUGUGCAUGCACGACUGACUGCAUUACACAUACCUUUUGAGUUGAGGAAAUGAAAGAAAAGAAGAAGAA